Molecule: messenger RNA, 483 nt
Organism: Acanthosepion pharaonis
Lineage: Eukaryota; Metazoa; Mollusca; Cephalopoda; Sepiida; Sepiidae
Source: the annotation of a GenBank genome assembly
AUGACUCCUUCUUUUACCCGGAAUUGCCAUGAUUCACAGUCUGUUCCUAUCUAUCUAUCUAUCUAUCUAUCUAUCUAUCUAUCUAUCUAUUUCGGUCUAUUCAUAUCUAUCUAUCUAUCUAUCUAUCUAUCUAUCUAUCUAUCUAUCUAUCUAUCUCAAGCUGUUCAUUUCUAUUUCAGUGUGUUCAUAUCUAUCUAUCUAUCUAUCUAUCUAUCUAUCUAUCGAAUUUCUGUCUAUCUCACUCUAUUCAUAUCUAUCUAUCUAUCUAUCUAUCUAUCUAUCUAUCUAUCUAUUUCAGUCUAUUCCUAUCUAUCUAUCUAUCUAUCUAUCUAUCUAUCUCAGUCUGAUCCUAUCUAUCUAUCUCUAGUCUUAUCUAUCUAUCUAUCUAUCUAUCUAUCUAUCUAUCUAUCUAUCUAUCUAUCUCAUUCUAUUCAUUUUCUAUUUAUCUAUCUAUCCAUUUACAUAUACAACGCAAUGGAAUAG